UUGAUGCUUCAUAAUAUGUUGAUUAUAUUGUCAUUCACUAUAGUGAAUAUUACAAAAUCAGUUAUGUAAUGUUUCCAAAUCUUGAUUAUUACUUAAUCAUCAAACCACCAACAUCAAUAGGCCUAUAUUGUAGGCUAGGCCUACAUUUGUAAGAUGUUGGAAAGAAAGUAUCUUCACAGCAGCCCAAUAGCCCAGAAUGUUGCAUUCAUGUUUAAAAGGAUGAAUCAUUUAAUUUGGAUUUAAAUGUUUUAUAAUAGGCUAGGCCUAUGUAACAAAUUUAAAAGACUAAAAUAUUGAGCUUAAAUUAGGCCUACAAGUAAAAGUAAAAGUAUGCACUGUCACUUUAAGAGCUCGUGGAAAUUUCAGAUCUUGGGAAGCAAACAUUUUUCUUACCGGACAGUCUGACUGACCUUCUGGCUAACUUUGUUUUAUGGACGUUCUUAUCAGUAGGCUAGUAGGCCUAGUUCAUUUAGGCAUAUUAGUUCAUAUGUUUUCAAGACAUUUCCACUGCGUGGACAAAUGCUUUCAUCAACACCAUUUUGACGAAUUUAAACCAACUCUUUGGCAGAAAGCAGCACACACUUCCAAUGAUGCCAAUAGCGCGAGAGAUGUUGCCACUCGCAAAGCUAUGACAGGCAUCGACACCGUUAUCAACAUUCACAUCAGAUUCACGAUCGAGCUCUAGGAGAGCUAGAACUUGUCUUCUAUCCAUUCUACAGAGAUGGAUUUAGGCUUUUUGUGUAGGCUACUUAACACAACCGAACGCCGUAGAUUAGGUUGCGAGUGACAGCUGUUACAAAGUUGUCUGGUCACUGUUUUGAAGAUCAGCAUUCGAAGCGCGGCGUGUCCGCGCUCUGUCUGAUCGCUAUUGAAAAAGCAGCUGGAGGCGCAAUGCUGAUUGUAAGCAGAAGUCCGCGUCUAGUGUGAUCGUUUAAACUGCUGUAAGAUAGAUGUUUCAUAUCUAAAGAAUAUGUUUUAUUUCGAUUGGAUGUUAUAAAGCUACAAUGAGUGGAAAUUUCGGCCUCUCCACACAAAUUUGCCGCCUUGUUUUACCUGCGCUGAAUGGAUUUGCUCUGCGCUGAGAACGUGAGAACAGUGCGCGAUUGCACAGUCGCACAGCUUAGAGGGAACAUUGGAUGCAACAACGUCCUCACAAAGACUGGGGAUUGGGGCAUGGCGACUUUGACAGAUGACGCACGCCAAAAAGUAGAGCUCCAUCAUCCAAUGAAUGAAUAAGAGGUUGGUUGUGAUGAAAUGAAAUGCAGUAUGAUAUGAUAUGAAUAUGAUGUGAAUUUUGUAAUGAAGUCUGAUACCCUGUGGAAAAAAUAAAACCGUACAAAAAAGACAAAAGAGGAGCGUUUGAUUAGCGCAUUUGGGAAGUACCCAAUCAUUUACAAUAUGUCCCUGGCCUCGUACAGACACUAAAUAACGAGGCUUGGAAGGAAGUGGCAGAGAUCGUUUGUGUCCCUGGUGGGUGUCUCUUAUCUGUGUCAACUGGACAGUAUGAUCAUACACAUCUUGGUGGUUUAUUCACUGGUACUUGCAGGUGUAGCAUAAGUAUGUAAAUCAAAAUACAAUAAAUGCAGUGAUAAAUACAGUAAUAAAAAUACAGUAAAUACAAUAAGGGUCAGAAUGUAAAACGUGUGUGAGCGUAGAAUAGGAUGGAAUGGAAUCAAACUUCAUGAAUAGGCUACUUUUGCAUUAGUCUCUGCAUACUGCGAGUUUGUGUUGUCUUUCAAACACAUUAAAACAGCAUCAUGACCAUGUUCUCAUAAGGUGUAUUCAUAUCCUUUUUAAUCAGAGAAAGCCUGUAGGAAUAGGUGGAGGUCGCUUGAUUUGCACUGGACUGUGGAGGGGGUUUUGUGAGUUCACAAAUACAUGAUUGCUUGGACAAUGCCAUGGCAGGAAUACUGAACACUGUCAUUCUCAUUGCAUCACAACACACAGACCCAGAUUCCACCGUGGUUAUAAAAUAAGAUGGACUAUCAAAUUAGAUCAUCAAAUUAAAAAAAAAAAACCUCCAAGAAGAAACUUCCAUUUUGUUCAACAUCAGAAUCCGAUGAACUAUCUGAUAUUGCUAAAUGGGAAACUGCUUUUAUACACAAACGAGUGAGAGGCUGGCAGUGCGCUGGUUCCACCAUGGCAAAGUGUGCAUUCUUGACCAGACAUUCGAACAGCACGCAUGCACACACUACGUUAUUGCAAUUUAUUCGCAUGCAUUGAGAUUGUGCAGCACAGGUUUGCAAUAUAAUGAACUUGACCAAAGAAUGGAAAACACAGUGACUGUAUCGCAAUGGUAUUAGCAUUCAGGAUUUUAUGCUUUGGCAAUUUCAGAUGGAUAUUUUAUGGGAUUCUGAUGUUGAACAAAAUGGAUGGCUGUGCUAAUAAAUCUUAACCAAUAAAUCUAAGCACACCACUGAGAAGAAAAUGAUAUGCACAUUCAUGAAUAUUGCUCGGAAAUACUGCAAAUAUGUGAAAUUCAAAAAAGGGUGGACUGCUCCUUUAAAGGCCAACUUCCGAUAAAACACAGUUUUACUCACUCCUUUUGAAGAUCGGACGGUCACCCCAAGUUAAACUCACUUGCAAGGCUCUCAUAGCGGUGCGUCACCUCGCCUGGCUGUGUUUCGCGGUGUUUCCCAAUUUACAUUAAUAAUGCAGAGAAACGAGCGAAUCACGAAAGCCUUUCUGUGUUUCGUCACGUCGAAAGAAGGCGUUGCCCACAAAGGUUUAUGUCGACCCAUAUUUCUAAAAACAUGUCGAGUAAUUUUUUUCUGCUUGUUUUCAAUACAAGCAACGUCUGGUGGCCCGAAAUCUAGCUUAGCUUAGCUAUCAGCUGGUUGCUACUCUCAGGUGCACAAGCAGCACAAAGCCUCAUCCAUACAGCAAGCCCACUCUGGUUGCUCCGUGCCUGCAGCUUGCCUAGGGGUCGCUGUCGAAAGAGCACAGCCCUGAAUGGAGCAUGCACGCCAGUGUUAACUUCGUCAACCUUGACUAUGACUAAAAUAUUUCGUCAAAAGCCCUUUUUUGAUUUUCGUCAUUUAGACUAAGACUAAGACUAAAUUGGGAAAGCAAUGACUAAAAUAUGACUAAGACUAAAAUUGAUUUUCGUCAUUGUGACUAAGACUAAGACUAAAUUUAAAAAAGCUGACGAAAUUAACACUGGUGUUAAAUAAAAUGGAGAGAAAAAGAACCAGUGUGUGAAGAAGUUUCAUUCUGCACAGUGUGAUAUAUGUUGAAAAGAGAAGCAGUGUGCGGAGAAGGUUUACUCUGUACAGUCAAUGAUUAUGUUAAAAAGAGAAGCAGUGUGUUCUAUUAUGUACAGUGUUGACUAAAAUGACUAAAAUGACUAAAAAUUGACUAAGACUAAAAUGGAUGUUCGUCAUUUAGACAAAGACUAAGACUAAAUUGGGAAGGCAAUGACUAAAAUAUGACUAAGACUAAAAUUGAAUUUCGUCAUUUUGACUAAGACUACGACUAAAUCAAAAAAAGCUGACAAAAUUAACACUGAUGCACGCCUCCGUUGGCGCCCCUAUAGUGCAGUACCACCCGGAGAAGUGGCGACUCUGUUUCCCAUUACAUUCUAUCCAAGAACAGGAGGACUGAGCCAAUCAGAGACGCAUUUCCACGAGAGCAGGGAGAGUGAGCCAAUCAGAGACGCUUUUCCACGAGAAACACGGAACACCCUCUCGUUUCUCCACAAGCCACAUUGCUGGCUUGCAAAAACGGCUUGAAACAAAGCAACCAGAACGUUUUUUAAAACAGGACCAACGCGUAACACAUUCAAUAACAAUGGGGAACACAGCAAUAUUAAUCAAAUGACGUUGAGAGGCCAUCUUUAAGAGGAUGAAUAAUUUUCAAGAAGUAUUAUUAAGUAAUUGAAGUAUUAUUUUCACUAUUAUUUUUUUCUAAAUAUUCAUUAUGACUGAAAAACAGUAUUUUUAUACACAAAAAGGGGAUCCUCUCCAUCAUCCGCCAUGUUUAAUUUCCAGAAAUAUGAAAAGAAGGAAGGUCCGCACACUGUUGCUGCUCCAGGUUUAUUGACACAAUGUUUCGACCAUGCAGUCUGGUCUUCGUCAGGUGUAUGUGACGAAGACCAGACUGCAUGGUCGAAACGUUGUGCGGACCUUCCUUCUUUUCAUGUUUAAUCGUGUUUAAGUCCGGCACCUGUUUAAUCUGGAUGUGCACGCUCUCCAAAACGUUACUGUGAAUUUCCAGAAAUAGACAUUUUUACCUGCAAAACACUUUGAUAAUACUAGUAAAUGUGGGUUUAUUAUUUAGUGAAUAUUCAUUAAAAAAGAUUACAUUUGGCUAUAGGCAGCACAGUUUCAAAUGAACAGCAUAGUUGCAAUACGUUCUGUGGCCACCAUGCUACACAGUGCACCUUUAAGUGGGUUCAUUAAAGGCUUGCUGGACAAUCACACAUGUUUGUUUUAUGAUGAUCUAAUAAUUAACAAGUAAUGAUAUUUCCUCUUUUUUUAGUUUUGCGUGGUGGGCCAGAAACGGAAUCAAUUUCGUCUGUAAUUCCCAAAUCCACGGCUGUGCCAGAAAUAAUGAUGCCUGUACUAACAAAGAAGCACUGCCGUUCUCUUCGUGGUGAGCGCUUCAAUGCCUGGACAAGUCUGAGAGCACACCAGCUCAUUCACACUGCAGAGAGGUCCUAUGCCUGCCAGCAUUGUGGCAAAAGUUUUUCACGGGCAGGGGAUCUCAAACAACACCAAUGCGUUCACACAGGAGAGAGGCCCUAUGUCUGCCAGCAUUGUAGCAAAAGUUUUUCACGGACAGGGGAUUUCAACCGACACCAACGCAUUCACACUGGAGAAAAGCCCUAUGUCUGCCCCCUCUGUGGUGAAGGUUUUUCACAGGCAGGGAAUUUUCAACGACACCAACGCGUUCACACAGGAGAGAGGCCCUAUGCCUGCGAGCAUUGUAGCAAAAGGUUUUCAGGGGCAGGGGAUCUCAAACGACACCAACACAUUCACACAGGCUCGAGGUCCUAUACCUGCCAGCAUUGUGGCAAAAGUUUUUCACGGGCAGGGAAUUUCCAACGACACCAACGCAUUCACACAGGAGAGAAGCCCUACGUCUGCUACCAGUGUGGCAAACGUUUUUCAGUCAGAGAAAAUCUCAUAUUGCACCAACGCAUUCACACAGGAGAGAGGCCCUAUGUAUGCCAGCAUUGUGACAAAAGUUUUUCACAGGCAGGGCAUCUCAAACGACACCAACGCAUUCACACUUGAUAAAAGCUCUAUGUCUAUUCCCAGUGUGGUGAAUGUUUUUCACAGGCAUGGAAUCUCCAAGUUCACCAACGCAUUCACACAGAAGAGAGACCCUAUGCCUGCCAGCAUUGCAGCAAAAGUUUUUCACGGGCAGGGGAUCUCAAACGACACCAACGCAUUCACACAGGAGAGAGGCCCUAUGUGGUGAAUGUUUUUCACAGGCAGGGAAUUUCCAACAACACCAACGCAUUCACACUGGAGACGAGCCUUAGGGCCCGUUCUCAUAUUUCCAUCGAUUGCAUUGACGCCAACGCAUUCAUUUUCAAUGGGAAAUCAUCCUCGCAAAGACUGCAGGGAUUCAGGCACGGCGACUUUGACAGAUAACGCACGCCAAAAGAAGAAAGAAGAAACUUCCAUUUUUCAACAUCAGAAUCUCAAAACUAUAUUAUAUUAUGUCAAAAACUAUAUUAUCCCAAACGAGUGAGAUGCUGGCAGUGCCCUGGUUCCACAGACAUUUGUAAAGCACUCGCACGUGUGGCCACGCUGCAUUAGUUAUACAGUUCCGGACAUUUCACUGGUAGCGCAUUCAGGCCGACUGAGAACAGUGCUGGAGCCCGUUCCCGCACCUAAUCGCGAACCAGCCGUCGUGUUCACGCCACAGAUAUUUGCGUUCGCAAACCAGAAAAUUGGUUAGCAAUGCGAACCGCAAAAUACUAGGUUUUUCUCUGCGAACCGUGACGACAGCGGGUUCAUCCGGGUAACAAAGUCACGUGCGGAAAAAAUUCAGAGCCCGGUAUGAACACUGGCGGUUCGCAGACAAACACUUUAGUGCCGAACGUAACUGGUGCGAGCACCGACACCGGCUCCGUUCUGGUCGGCCUGAAAGCCAUAUGGGAGGAUCUGGGAAAACUGGACCUCAGUGACAUUUACUUGAGGAGCCCUGCUCUAGGGUAUUAAUCAAUUCCAAUAAAAACAACCUGGGCCUCGGUUCCGAAAGGGCCUUAAGUACUACUUAACGCUACGUGCUACUUAAGUUCACACGUAACACCAUCGUAGAGCUCACAGAGCGUUUCCCAAAGCCUACUUAGCAAAGAACCAUCGCAGGUUGACACGUAACUCUAAGAGAAAUCCACGAGUGGUCUUUAGUAGUCUUAACGCGCUAAGAUUGAUCGUAGCGGCAUGGCACAGUGGAGACACCCACAGGAUAUGAAGGGAAAAGAAGAAACUUGCGCAUAAGAUUGUUGUUUUAAGACGCGAGUGGCAUGGCACAGUGGAGACACCCACAGGAAAAGAGGAAACUUGCGCUUCAAGUUGAUGUUUUAAGACGGGAGUGUAAAUA
Molecule: messenger RNA, 6555 nt
Organism: Engraulis encrasicolus (European anchovy)
Lineage: Eukaryota; Metazoa; Chordata; Actinopteri; Clupeiformes; Engraulidae
Product: zinc finger protein 239-like
Exons: 1
Coding region: 4458-5237 (259 amino acids)
Biological process (GO): regulation of transcription by RNA polymerase II
Molecular function (GO): DNA-binding transcription factor activity; RNA polymerase II cis-regulatory region sequence-specific DNA binding
Source: RefSeq, a predicted model, not a curated record